GUCACGACGACGGCCGACACACAUCCCAAGGUCGAGGUCCAACGGGAGCGACGUCGCGCCCCCUCCGUUAUCUAUUCACUUUGCAUUUCCCCCCUUUUGCCGGAACGGACUCCGCGGAGUGCCGCGAGUGCUCGGCUCGGAGUGCCAGCUUUCGCACGUUUCGCGCGCGCGCGCCGGGCUCCUCGCCGCGACGUGGGUCCCCCGUCCCCCAGGAUAUCAGGGCUGGUGCGACGUUCGCUCUUCCUCGUUUCCUCCGCCUGACCCCCGAUCAUCACGCGACAGUGUGCUCCAGAGCAGGUUCGGCUGCCCAACGAUGUCGUCCGUCGUCGCGCGGAACCGGUUCCUGUCGGCGCUCGGCGUCGCGCGGCGCCUCGCCGCCGCCGCCACCGGCCACGCGCACGUCACGCACAUGGGCGUGCGCCGCGGGUGGAAUGCAGCGUGCUGGAGAACAUUGGGCUGUAACACGCGUAUGGUUCAUACCGUGAUACAACCGACUACGUGGAAAACAAGCAAGGACGAAAGUCGAGAGAUGAUGGCUAUGUGGCCGGAUGUUGUUCGCGAUCUCACGGAUGCGACUAAGAGUUUGAAUAUGCCCGAUGUUACCAAAUGGAUGGCAAAAAUAUUACAGUACAACGUUCCGGGAGGCAAAAAGACUCGCGGUUUAGCGUUAGUCUAUGCAUAUAAGCUACUGGCACCAAGUGACCAACUUACCGAAGAAAACAUUCGCCGAGUUCGAAUUUUAGCAUGGUGUCUCGAACUGAUGCAAGCCUAUUUCAUCAUACUCGACGAUAUAGUAGAUAAAUCGUUAUUUCGUCGAGGCCAACCAUGCUGGUAUCGAUAUAAUGAUAUAAAUCUAGCGGCAGUCAACGAUGGUUUAAUACUAGAGAGCGCAAUAUAUUAUCUAAUUCGAAAGCACUUCAAAGGGAAUGACUACUACGUUAAUCUAUUAGAAACAUUCCAGGAUAUCGCGUUUAAGACAACAAUAGGCCAAUGUUUAGAUUUACUCUCUACCAAUUUCGGUAAGAAGCCCAAUCUGGAUCUGUUCACAAUGAAUCGAUAUAAUUCCAUUGUUAUGUACAAAUCGUCAUAUUAUACGUUUCUUUUGCCAAUAACCGCGGCAAUGCAGUUAGCUGGAAUAAAAGACUCAGAAAUGUUCAGGCAAGCAAAAACCAUCUUGUUAGAGAUGGGACAUUUAUACCAAGUUCAGGAUGACUAUUUGGAUACUUUUGGGGAUAGCAAGGUCAUUGGCAAAGAUAGUACUGAUAUCCAGGAAGGGAAAUGUUCAUGGCUGGUUGUCGUAGCUCUUCAACGUGCUACUCCGGAGCAGCGUAAGAUUUUAGAAGAUUGUUAUGGAUUUCCCGAUCCAGAGAAAGUAAACCGUGUAAAACAGCUUUACAUUGAUCUGGGUUUGCCGAACACUUACUCUACAUACGAAGAAGAGACAUAUAAUCUACUAAAUGUACAUAUACAGCAGAUAUCACGCGGACUUCCACAUAGGCUUUUCUUGAAUUUAUUAGGAAUGCUUUAUCGCAGAGUGUCAUAACGCAGUUGUGUAUAUUGAAGAAAGAAGCUAAUGUAUUAAUGCUUUAUGAAUUAAAUGUACUUUUGCAUUAUAAAGUACGAUAAAAGGAGAAAUAUUUUGCCAAGAGUACCGCGAAAUGUUGCGUCAGAGUGAAAAAUCAACAGAUCUUUUGUAAACUUUUAUGUACAGAAAAAAUAUUUCACUCCAAAAAAGUCAAUAAAAGUUUUCUAAAGCA
Molecule: messenger RNA, 1757 nt
Organism: Vollenhovia emeryi
Lineage: Eukaryota; Metazoa; Arthropoda; Insecta; Hymenoptera; Formicidae
Product: farnesyl pyrophosphate synthase-like
Exons: 7
Coding region: 314-1543 (409 amino acids)
Biological process (GO): trans, trans-farnesyl diphosphate biosynthetic process
Cellular component (GO): cytoplasm
Molecular function (GO): (2E,6E)-farnesyl diphosphate synthase activity; dimethylallyltranstransferase activity
Source: RefSeq, a predicted model, not a curated record